ACACCAGAAGCACUUCUAAAUUGAAAUGUCAUCCUCUUAAAACAUAUUACAUGUCUUUUUUAAAGUAUAUGAGGUGGGGAGGGGCAGAGUGAGGAAAUAAGACCAUAAUUACAAUGUAAAACUUUUACUGAGGCUUGCUUAAUUAGAGAUUUGAGUAGCAGGAGAAUUAAAACUCUAGAUUAUUUUGUCAUUGGUAUUAAGCACCAGAAUAGGUUGGCUUCUUGGGGUGGGGGUGGAUAUUUAGUUUUCCAAGUAAGAUAUCAUUUAAAGAAAGUAUUUUACCAUUUUUUUAAUGUAAAAAAUCUCAUUUCAGCCUUCUGCCAAAUACAUAAAUAUCAUAUAUAUUCAAAGCAAAAAAUAUUGGUCCCUCCAGAAAAAAUUCUGAAAGGGAAUUUUUAUAGCCAGGACCCAAAUCUUGGCUGUUUAAAAAAAUUAUUUUCUUGCCAAAAAGCCUAGGAAAGAAGAAAUUAACAAGGUAGAUGAAAAUAAAUGCACCUUUAGAGAAUUGCUAUCUCAAUUAUAGAUUUCAUACUGGAUAUCUCUCCAGACAUUGAUAAGAAGCAGCAAGAAGCUUCACAUUCAGUGAAGGCUUAUUCCUGGAGGUUUUUGACACAUUCCACUUCUGUUUUCACGGCCAGCAAGAGGCACAGGAAGUUAAGAACAGUUGUAAUUCAUUCAGUGUUAGCUUUUUUUUAAGUUUUUAGUUAAAACCUUACAUCUGUAGGAUAAUAGGUAGAAUUUUCCAAAAGUAAUAUUACCUUUUUCUCUCUCCAGUAUCUGACCCCCAACCAACAUGUAGCAGUUGCUCAGUAAAUAUUGUUGAAUAAGUGAAAAGCAAGAGGUGAAAACCUCUGGAGUCAGAGAAAGAAUGCUAUGAAGGAUACCAUCACAUCACAAACACAAUAAUAUUUUUACUCCAAACCUCAAUAAGAAACAUGUUUUCCGUUGUGACCCAGUACCUACUUUUGGAGGUCUCUAUAUACAUGUUAAAACAAACAGAUCCUGUAAGGACAAUAAAGCCAUUAUAUGGCUAUCCCUGGACACUGCACACAGCCAGUUCCCUCUCUGCUGUGGUUGUCCUAGGAGCUCUGGCAACCACCAACACCAUUACCACCAGAGAAAGUGCUACAUCAUCAUCCAUGCUCUACAACACCAGUUCCUAUUGCAAAGCCUACGGUAUGAAAGAUGCCGCCGAGCUUCUGGGCCACCGGGAGGCGGUGAAGUGUAGGCUGGGCGUGGGGGGCUCCGACCCUGGGGGCCAUCCGGGGGACCUAGCGCCCAACUCCGACCCAGUCGAGGGAGCCACGCUGCUGCCCGGGGAGGACAUCACUACAGUGGGCUCUACGCCGGCCUCGCUGGCGGUGAGCGCAAAGGACCCGGACAAACAGCCGGGGCCCCAAGGCGGCCCGAACCCCAGCCAAGCCGGCCAGCAGCAGGGCCAACAGAAGCAGAAGCGCCACCGGACGCGCUUCACGCCCGCGCAGCUCAACGAGUUGGAGAGGAGCUUCGCGAAGACUCACUACCCCGACAUCUUUAUGCGCGAGGAGCUGGCGCUGCGUAUCGGGCUGACCGAGUCGCGAGUGCAGGUCUGGUUCCAGAACCGGCGCGCUAAGUGGAAGAAGCGCAAGAAGACCACCAACGUGUUCCGCGCGCCGGGAACGCUGCUGCCCACGCCAGGCCUGCCUCAGUUUCCGUCAGCCGCCGCCGCCGCCGCCGCCGCCAUGGGCGACAGCCUGUGCUCUUUCCACGCCAACGACACCCGCUGGGCGGCGGCCGCCAUGCCGGGCGUGUCACAGCUACCGCUGCCGCCGGCUCUGGGCAGGCAGCAAGCCAUGGCGCAGUCGCUGUCCCAGUGCAGCCUGGCGGCCGGGCCGCCGCCCAACUCCAUGGGCCUGUCCAACAGCCUGGCGGGCUCCAACGGCGCGGGGCUGCAGUCGCAUCUUUACCAGCCCGCCUUCCCCGGCAUGGUGCCCGCCUCCCUCCCCGGCCCCAGCAACGUCUCCGGCUCGCCCCAGCUCUGCAGCUCCCCGGACAGCAGCGACGUGUGGCGGGGCACGAGCAUCGCCUCCCUCCGCCGCAAGGCGCUAGAGCACACAGUCUCCAUGAGCUUCACUUAAUGCAGCCGCGCCCAGCCCGCUCCGCCCCCGGCGCCGCCCCCAGGGCCGCCCCGAGGUCCUUCGGCGCGCGCCCGGGCCCCCGCUCCCUGCCCGGGCCCCUGCCCCGGCGCCCUGCCCCAUCCCCUCCCGGCCUCCGCCACGUCUCGUUUUGUUCUCUCCUCUCUCGUUCGCUCUCUCGGGCUCACCCAAGCCCCAUCCCGCGAGGCCUCCCCUCCGCCUGAUUUCGCUCGCCCCGGUCCCUUCGCCCCCUCCCGCUCAGCUCCUCUUCCUGUCUCCCCUAAUCUUCCCUGGCGCCCUUCUCCCGCGCCUCACCGCGCCCUUUCCAGCUACCCCCGGCCACCCGGCUCGCACGUAGCGUGCUCUAGCCCUCCUCCCAGCCCUCCGACUGGCGGCACUCUCACCUACACCUUCAACACGACGCCUACGACCCCCUCGCCAGCCGCCUCCCCUCCGGUCCCUUCUUUACCCGCACCUCACGCCCCUCCUCCCGCGCCCUGCAAAAAGCAUCCUUCCCGCCAUUUUACUUACCAGGGAGUCGACUCAGGAUCUGAAAUCAGACACCAAUGGACUGGUUUGUGGGCAGAAACACACACACUCGCAACUCUCGCUCACUCUCAGACACUACAUACACUCGCGCACACACACAUACACAGUGCACCUAGGUCACACACGGACGUGUUCAAGGGACAGCACAAUGUUAGGGAUUUUCGUCUUAAAGGAGGACAAGCAUCUGCUACAACCGCCUCAUCUGAGGGCCCAACUGAUAUAAUUUGAUUUGUCCCCGUAUUCUUUCUCCGAACUCCUCGUUUUCUUUCCUCUCCCACCACCCUACCCUUGCACCAUCCACCCAGUCACAUCCAUGCAGCCCUCUAUUGGCUUGCAAAAGAACACUUUUAUUUUAUCUUUUAUUUUUUUAAGCACAACUGUGUGAGGUUAUUGAAGGGAAGCCUUCUCAGGAGGAACAUGCCAGUGGAUUGGGUGGCUGGAGUAGACUAAAACAGUCAUAUGAUGAAGAAGAGGUGAUCUUACCCAUUUUGAUUAGUCUUUAUAAGGAAGAAUAAAGUAAACGUAAGAAAAAUUUCCUUUUGUAAAAGUAAAAGCCACAUCUCUCUUCUGGAUCCUUCAGGACUGGGGUUUGUUUGCUUCCUUUUCCGUUUUCUCUCUCCUCGAUGCUCUGUGCCCUAGGUUGUUUUGUGGUCGUCCUGUCGUCCCUCGUGCCCCUCGGCCACCGCCCUGGCCCUUGCCGGCUGCCGAUGGAUGCACUCGGACAUCUACAACCCUGCAACUUUGUACAGAGAAACACAAUCAGCUCUUUCUGCAUGUGCUGGUCAAAUCCAAACCCAGAGAACAGAAGCGCUUUCGAAGAAUGAACAAACAUGUGAAAUAGGAUGUUUUGUGUAGAUAAAGCAUUCUUGUUACAUACUGGUCAAUUUGUGAUAUGUUUUAACUUAUUGUCUGUGCUUAUUUAUGGAAUUUGGUUUUCUUAAUAAAUGUUUGAGCUAAUAUAAAGCAUAUUAUUUGACUUUU
Messenger RNA from Mirounga angustirostris (Northern elephant seal), 3644 nucleotides. RefSeq names its product orthopedia homeobox (gene OTP). The transcript has 4 exons. Bases 936 to 2117 code for a protein of 393 amino acids. Gene Ontology annotation, molecular function: DNA-binding transcription factor activity, RNA polymerase II-specific; DNA binding. The record is from RefSeq and is a predicted model, not a curated record. NCBI's taxonomy places the organism in Eukaryota, Metazoa, Chordata, Mammalia, Carnivora, Phocidae. Gene Ontology annotation, biological process: neuron differentiation; regulation of DNA-templated transcription.